GAACGCUGCAUGCAUGAUAUGAGCGCAGACGACAAUUUUUGCAUUGAACCUACCGGUAAAUGCCUGUCAAGCCAAGGUCACCUUUCCAGAUUGAUUAAAAAAAACAUGGUGCUAUCCCAGGAUGUCUGUAAAUUCUAAUGAAGCAUCAUUGUUGAUCCAAGAUGAUGUAAAUAUUGUACAGGAUACAUAUCUAUCACCUUCAGUCUAUCAUCUGAUCUGUGAGAUUGGAACGAGGACAUCAUCUUCUGGAAAGCCUUGUUUGUUAGACAAUGGCCUUAUAGAUUGGGAUUCUGUGAACAGACUUGCUCUUCAGGAUGGUAUAGGUAGAUUCCCACAGGAAUCCUAUUCCUGGGAGACCAAGAAAGAUUUUAUUGACAUCGUGAGUAAACUUACUCCACUUUGUCUGGACAUCCAUGAACAUGUGAUGGCGCUCUCUCUAUAUGACCUGCAGGAGACAUAUAGUGAAUGGUUUGAAUGGACAGGUUCCCCUGAAGUUUUCCUUGAAGGAUUGCGGCUUCUUAAGGAGGGAGAUAUGAGAGGUCCUUCAAUUAGUUUACUCAUGACCACAUCGGCUCUAGAGAGGGCGCUUGGAGAUGUGUAUUUGAUGAAAAAUAAGCCUUGUCCAUCUCUUCUUAAAGAUCUCUUAAUAACAGAAGAGUUACAGAGCUUCUUUGGAUGUCAUGCAUUAUUUUGUUUACGAGUUUUAAUUGGACCUCCAACAAGUCUUAACCUUAGAAAUAUUCUUUGGCAUGGAUUUGCAUCACCUGGUGAAAUUCCAUCAAGAUACGCCAGUUUUCUAUUAGUGGUUGCAGCUGAUCUUGGCUACAAGCUCCACAAUCAAGGCAUUAAUUCAUCCAGCAUUCCACAUAGGAAACAGAUAGAAUUCCAGAAUUAUCUUCCAUUACUACAUGAUAAAUUCCCUGUUUUAUUUCCAGAUCAUUUAAAUUCACUGUCUAAAGAGGUUCAGAGGAUAGGUCUUUUCUGUGACAAUCACAUUUCCUUGUGGGAUGAAGCUCUUAAUUAUUAUAGUAUUCAAAGGUAUAAUCACUGCAUAAUGAUCAUAUGCCCUCUUCUUGAACACCUGAUCAGACUCAUUUUUGCCAAAGCCAACCAAUGUCCUGAAAGAGUUCUGACAGCUGAGUCCACAGUACUGUUCACAACAUUUGAUGAGAUGAUAUGUGUUGAGCUGAGUGACGGAGCACCCAACCUGCUUAUACCUACAAUAUCUGAGCCAUUCAUGAACCUGCUGAUGGAUCUUUUAGUUCAUCCUGAUGGUCCUCGUCUCAGGGAUCGUAUCAGCCAUGGUGAGGUUGAUCACCAUGGUCUGCCUCAAGAACUAGCUUCAAUUGCAAUAUGUACCUUACUUGCUUGCUCCACGAAGCUGGAAAAGUCAUCUUUCGAAAAGUGCCAAAAAUUGUCUAUUUUGGAUCAAAUCCUAGACAGUGCCUCGUCCUACACCUCUGUCUUUCAUCCUUUGGCUACCUGUAGACGUCUGGUCCGUUCUCUUGCUCCAUGUCUUAGUGACUGGUCCUCCAUGCCUAGACCAAGCCCUCAGGACCUGGACUACUCUCAAUGGCAAACAGGACUUGUUGAAUGUGACUCAGAUGCGAGAACCAGAGACAAAGAACUGGUACUGAUUGUGCUGAGAUAUGACCAGUGUUUUAGCAAAGAUGAUGAAGACUUUAUUGUAAAUUGUGUCAUCAACCCUUUCCUUUCCAUGGAUCCUCUUGCACAUCAUAUUGAUAGUCUCAAUCUUCAGACCUUAUUUAGACCUCGUAAGGAGCUAGAGAGGACAAGUCUUCUGCAGCGCAUUGCAGUUGAAUGUCUGAAGGUCAAUGAUCAGAUACAGUGUUUAGCAACCACAAGAUUUAGCCAAUGGCAGAGCAAAGAACUCAGAUCCCGACAGAGAUCAAACUAUCAACGUUUUCUGAACAGCAGGAAUCCUGCUUUCCACUCCCCAAAUUUAUCCAUGGACAGAAGAAUCAGGAUUAAGAAAACUGCUGUGAAAUGCUACACCCUGUGAAGAUUUGGACGCGACUUUUAAUAAGGUACUUUGUCUAUUGAGUCACAGGUUUAAGGAAUUUGAGUCCUUUAAAUAAAUAAUCGCUGAUGUGGUUUAAGGUACACCAUGUGGAGUGUUAUAGAAACAGUGGAUAGAAGAAGAAAAAUAAAUGGAUAGGCGAGAAUGUGGAAAUUUUUGAGAAUAGAGUAAUCUUUCUUGAAUGUAGUCCUGAAAAGGACUGUAAACCAGAAGAGAUUGAUGAGUUGAAACAGCUUUAGUAGUAGGAUGGAUAAAUGAAUAGAUCUUGUUCAUCAUCAUGAAGGUCAUUAUCACCUUUAACUUGUAAUAUGGCUAUUUGAGUUUGAAUACCAUGCGGCAGUGACAUGUGACAAAAGACUUGUUGGCCUUAGACAGCCUUGCAGAUGUGUCUGUCAUAGAGAGCUCUGGCUCAAGAUCUAGAUCGGGGGUUUAAUCCUCGCUGCCAGAACUAGAUCAAUAUCAGAAACAGAAGAAGUGCCUGGGAAAAGGGGAACUCCCAUCAGGUCUAUUCACACCUACCAUUUAAUGUGAAAAUACUUGCACACUCUUUCAGUUCUCAAAUUCCUUAAUAAGCACAUGUGCUCAUCUUUGGCCAAUUCAAACUAGGUAAAGUUCAAGUAUUUUUGCUUUUCUGUUAUAAAGAUUGCAUAAUUUACUUGCAUCACACCUCUUAUUUGAUAAAAAAAAACCUUGUAUGAUUUGAUUUAACACUGCAAAUACCCCCACACCUUAAAGAAUCCCUACAAACCAGGGUAAGUGUGUGUGUGUGAGGGGGUGGGGGUUGGGUAUGAAUACUCUACUCACAUUAAUGGAAUACCUGGUAUUUGCCCUGAUUGGGGAGUUAUGUAUAUAUGCUUGUUAAUUUAUGGAUGGAAAAUGUACAUUGUCAAUGUCAUUCAGAUCAUACUAUGACCAACAGAGUGUUAGGAACUACGAAGACAUGGAGAUUAACCACUUAAAAGAACAAAUCCUUCUUUAUGUCUGGAAUGAAUGAUUGAUCACAUUGUCAUAACUGAAUAUCUAGCAAGGAUUUUAUUUUCAUUUUUCCUUUUAAAUCAUUAAGAGCCUUGGGAAUUUGUUUCUAAAAAGAAGUUUCCAGAAGGAUGUGGCUAUAAUUGUCUUGUCCAUAGAAUCCCGUAGUCCUUGACAUCCAAUCAAAGAGCUCAAACUUCCCUUGAUGACUUAAGCUCAAAGAAUCAUCUGGUUGCUUUGUCAAGUACCAGGUCAGCAAAUGGACAGGCCAGCCAAGGGACUACCUGCCCAUAAAUUAUCCAUGAUACUGGACAGAAGUAAUUUGCAUUCUUUAAAAAUAAUGUUGCAUAUUUUGUCAAGAUAGUCAAAGAGUCUUCAUGUUCAUCACAGAGGUACAUGUCUGUAUAUGAUUCAUUCCAACAUUGCCAUCUCAAUAGACCUUUCAAUUCUGAAAUCACAAAGAACUAUAGAAAACAACUAUGUGAGAGUCAUACAAGGUAUCCUUGAACACCUAGGUGGAGAGUUGUCAAUGUGAAUUAAUCAUUGCCUUUACCAGUUACAAAAUCACUUUGAAUCUUUCCCUGAAUAUUAGAUUAACUGUGUGUUUACUGUCAUUGCUUCAAGAAAUCAGCUCCUGGAAGUGGAGUAUGUUCUGUACUGUGCAGAGUCAAGCUAAAAUGAAAUGACUGUCAGCUUUCAAUUAAUGUUAAGAGAUGUAUGCUCCUCAUGUUUUGAAAUGCUAUAGUAUUUUUUUAUCAUCACCAUAAUCAUAAUCAACUACAUCACUAUUGAAUGACAAAGACAAUAUGUAUAUAUCAAGGUUUCCAUAUUCAUGACAUUAUUUUGGGGUUGAUGAAAAAAUCCAAGGGGCGUAGGAGGUGAUAUUGUUCGGAUUAAUAAAUUAACAAUGCCCUUCAUGAGCAGCCAGGAGUGCUUGCAUAUUUAUCCUCAUUUAAACCCUAAUUUUUGCAUAUCAUCUAAGAUUUAAGUCGCCUAAGAUUAAAUCAAUUAUCCGGGAGAUUAGAUAGUUUGCACGAAGGUGGGAGUGAUAACCCAGAACAAGUGACUUGUAAAUCUUUGAGAAUUUUAUCUUUGACAGCUGAUACAGAGGUGUAUACUGAGACUAUGAUUUUUUGAAAGGCAGACAUUCAGAAGAUUGUUGCGAAAUAAGGAGAAAUAGUGUUUAUUGGUCUGGUGACUAGACUUUAUUCAAAAUGAUGACCCUGUUCUCAAUACUUUCUUAAACUGGUCUCCCAUAAACCAGUUUAGGAAACCAGUUUAGAAGAUCGCUUUGCUAGCAUCCUCAUCACCAUCUCCUGAACUGGUUUCCAGAAUUUCUUCAUGUAAAGUGGUCUUCUUGCUAUGGAAAUGCUCUCAGUUAACAUUUGAAACCACAGGACAGGUAUUCUACACACAGUAUCGCGCCUAACAUGCACACACUCUCGUACUUCUGUGCGGAGAUCGCUUCCUGUAGAAAAACUGUGUCAUCUACACUUCAACCAGUUUAAUGAGGCAAAAUAGUCUUGAGAACCACAUCGGGAGGUGGAUUUCUAAACUGGUUUGGAAGACCACUUGAGAUCAGUUCCAAGACUGCUUUGAGCAUUCCCAUUGUAUUAGACUAAACUGGUUUCCCCUAGACUAAGGACAUAAUUAAGAAUGGGGUCUAAUUUCUCAUGGAUGAUGGUGUUGCUCUAUCUUGUCGUGUCUACCCCAGAAAUAUUUAAAAAUCGGGACAUUGGUAAUUGCUUUCCAGAACCCAUUGUUCAUAGACCAUGCAAUUCAAAACAAAAAAUAUCACAAUAAAAAUAUUUCAUUAUUUCCUCCAGCAUGUUUUGAUGGAUGUCAGCCAGAAUAUAGUGCACAGCAAAUCUACAAAUGGUAGAGUCCAGUCACGAACAAAAUGACUGUGUAUAAAAUAUUAUGGUAAUGUAUGUAAACUUAGGGUGUGUAAGUUAUCAGUUGUCUAUGGUCUAUGUAAACUUAGGGUGUGUAAGUUAUCAGUUGUCUAUGGUCCUAUUAGUAAAAAAAGGAGCUACACAAUAAGAUUCAGAAUUGAGAAGCAAAUGAAGUUUAUUGCCUUUCAUGUAUGGCACUGACAAGAGCAUAUUCAUAAAAUUACUGCAGCUUUUUGCUGAUAUGUGGGAUAUAUGAAUAGGCAAUAGGUAAAUUGUAGUUUCUGUAAUUGCUUACCAUAAUCUAAAGCUCCAGUUACAUAUGCGUUGAAAGUGCACUAAAGCGUGCGCUGGAGGCGGCUUCACGUAUAUGUAACAUCCCCAUUUUUAAAAAGCCGGACUAACUCCGUCUCAAACUGAUGUGGUUCAUUUUCCUUCUUGCACAAGACUGUCAUCUACACUUUAGAUGUGUAACAAGUUAAAGAGGUCUUAAAAACUUGUGAGGUUAGUUUUACAAACUGAUAUGAAAGACCACUUAAAAUUGCUUCUAAGACCACUUCGAGCAUUCUCAUUAGGCAUUUAAGUGGCUUCCACUGACAUAGUUUCCACUGAGCUGGUUUCCAGAACCACUCCAAGUAAAGCAGUCUUGUUGCUAUGGGAACCCUGUCUGUGUGGUCACACGUUUUGCCAAAAAUUUGAAACUGCCGUGUGAGUAUUUUACACACAGAUUGUACAGAGAAGCACGCCCGACACGCACACACUUGUAUUUUUGUGCGAAGAUCGCUUCCUGAAGAAUGGUUGUGUCCUCACCUAUGCUUAAAGCAGUUUAACAAGACAAAGUGUUCUUAAAAAACAUAUCGUGAGGUGGUUUUCCAAACUGGUUUGGAUGACCACUAAUAUUGCUUUCAACUCCAAUUCCAAUGUGCCCAUUACACAUUAAACUGGUUUCCACUACACUAUUUUAAGAAAGUAAAUGAUAAUGGUGUCUAAUUGCCUUAUUCAAAAUUUGGUUGAAGUGAUAUAAAAAGUUCAGAACAAAGACCAGUCUAUGAAAAUAAGAUUGUUGAAAUAUGCUUUAGAAAAUGAAAUUAAGAAAUGUACUAGUGGCUUGAAACGAAUUUGUUUCUAUCCAGUUGAAGAAAACAAAUCUUCAAUUCUUUUUAAAGCUAGCAUUGCCUGUCUUCUUCUACCGUUAGUUUCAGAUGUUGAAUCAUCUCUGAUGUGUCAAAGACAGGCUUUCUCCUAGAUUAUAGACUCUGAUCAAACCAUCCUUGACCUAAAAUUAUAGCAAUACUUGAGAAUGGUAGACAAAGAGACAGUCAUUAGAUUGAGAUGAAUCAGCCGAACAUACUCUCCUGGAUGUACACGUGUGCAGGUGGAAAGAGGAGAAUGAUGAGGACCAGAUUUCCAGGGGCCUGUCAAAGAAAAUCAAGCAUGAUUCUAGCCUAAUUUUCAACCAAUCAGGACUCUAUGCUUGGCACUUUUGCUCGAUAUUUGUUUUUAAUCAAAUGUAACUCUGUUUGCAAUAAGCACGAGAAUAUUACUACAUAAAAUUUUACAAUGUACAUGAUGUUAUCCAGGGGCCGUAUUCUCAAAAUUGUCUUAAGAGAAAUAUUCUUGUAUCUUUGGAGUUACAAUAAAAUCCAUAUUCUGAAAAUUCUUGUAUCUUUCCUUGUAAAUUUUCUUGUAACUUUCACUGAGCGCGUAUGAUGUCAGAGCUAUAAUGAUGCGUAAGUUAAAAACGGCGCCUAAAUAUCUAUGUGCGCAAGAUAACAUAUCGAGAUAAAAGGUAUUCUGAAAAUUCUCUUAUCUUUGCGUUCUGUUUACUUCCUUGCAAAAAUACAAGAAAAUUUACAAGAGGUAGGGGGCUAUUGUAACUUAAUGUUGCAUGCGAUAUUUCUCGAUCAAAAAUAAUAAUUUCUUGCUGCAUCCCACAAGAACAUCAUGUUUUACUGCAGGAGACAUUCCAAAGAUAUUACAGAGACGGAUUGGUAGACUUUUCAGCAAUUAAAAAUUGGUAUUCGAGAUGAUGAAUCUUUUCAAAGAAAAUAUGACUCUGAGAUCAGCCACGUGUAUUUUUAGCACAGUGGCGCACAUGCAUAAGGGUCGAGGGCACAAGGGAAAUACGCCUGCGGCCUCAUGUCAACAAUGCGCUUAAAAUUAAUAUUCAGAAGAGACACUUCUAUUGGUUGGCCUAAGCAUAUAACAACUUUAAUGAUUUGUUGAUGACAGAAUAUUGGGCAUGUCAUAGAUAAAAUAGGGGAGAUAAGACAAUUUUCAGAAUACCAAUUUAAGAUAAUUUUAGCGAGCCGUUAUCUUGCUGAGUUACAAGAAAAGUUCAGACAAUUUUCAGAAUACCACCCCAGGCCAUUAGCACCUAUUUUGUAGACUGUUUCCUGAGCAUAAAAGUACAAAUUAUUGUAAUGUGAUUUAAUGGUCUCAUAUUCACCUGUGAAUGUAGAGCUUUAAACUGAGGAAAUUAGCAUGUGACUUGUAUGAAAUUGCCAGUGUCGAUUCCCGAUAUUCAACUACAAAGAAAUGCUUUAUAAUC
Lytechinus pictus (painted urchin) is the source of this 7456-nucleotide messenger RNA. Its product is annotated as endoplasmic reticulum membrane-associated RNA degradation protein-like. Lineage: Eukaryota; Metazoa; Echinodermata; Echinoidea; Temnopleuroida; Toxopneustidae. The coding region runs from base 122 to 2023 and encodes 633 amino acids. The transcript has 15 exons. The record is from RefSeq and is a predicted model, not a curated record.